Molecule: messenger RNA, 10626 nt
Organism: Lemur catta (Ring-tailed lemur)
Lineage: Eukaryota; Metazoa; Chordata; Mammalia; Primates; Lemuridae
Gene: IGFN1
Product: immunoglobulin like and fibronectin type III domain containing 1
Exons: 24
Coding region: 130-10152 (3340 amino acids)
Molecular function (GO): protein binding
Source: RefSeq, a predicted model, not a curated record
UCCACCGAGCCCCUGGCAGCGAGCAGCAGCUGGACGCAGCAAGCAGGGAGCAGACAGGAGGCAGGAGGCCGGCUGUGCGCCCAGGAGAUCCGUUUCUGCCCUCGGAGGAGCCAAAGGGGAGGUAGAACUAUGGCAGAGAAGCCCUGGAAGAAGUCCUCCCUCCCCGGGGUGAGCGUCCGGCAGCUGGUGGAGGAGGUCCCCGAGGGUGGCAGCACGCCGGACUUCGAGCAGAAGCCCAUCACCUUGGCUCUGCAGGAGGGGAAAAAUGCCAUCUUUCGGGCUGUGGUCCGCGGGGAGCCCCGGCCCGAGGUGCGUUGGCAGAGCACCAAAGGCGACCUCAGUAAUUCCAGCAAGUACCAGAUCUCCUGUGCCCCUGGUGGCAGGGAGCACGUGCUGCAGAUCAACAAGCUGACGGGGGAGGACACAGACCUGUACCGCUGCACGGCCGUGAACGUGUACGGAGAGGCCAUGUGCUCAGCGAGACUCACGGUCAUCGAAGUUGGCUUCCGGAAGAAACGGAAGAGGCAAAAGGAACCCCAGGAGGACCUCAGGAAGGAGCUGAUGGACUUCCGGAACUUGCUGAAAAAGAGGGCCCCACCAGCCCCCGAGAAAAAGGUGGACCUUGAGCAGGUGUGGCAGCUGCUGAUGACGGCAGACCGGAAGGACUACGAGCAGAUCUGCUUGAAGUACGGCAUCGUCGACUACCGGGGCAUGCUGCGCAAGCUGCAGGAGAUGAAGAAGGAGCAGGAGGACAAGAUGGCACAGUACAUCAAUGCCAUCUCCAACUUGAGACACAUCAGAGUCACCAAGGAGGGGGUCGCAACCUUUGACCUGGAGCUGGAUCUCAAGGACUCUGGGAGCAAGAUUUACUUGUACAAGGAUGGCGAGAUGGUCCCCUAUGGCUUCGACAACCUGACCAAGCACUGUCUGCGCCGGCUGGGGAAGCGCUACCACUUCCAAAUCCGGGACCUGAGGCCCGAGGACUCCGGCAUUUACCAGGUCAAGGUGGAGGAUACCGUCGUCUUCUCCACGGAGCUGGAGGCCGGUGCCAUCCCCGCCAGAGUGGUGGUCCCACUGGCCGAGACUCGCUGCGAGGAGCAAGGCGAUGCCGUCUUCGAAUGCACCCUCUCCAACCCCUGCCCCAGCGCUGCCUGGCAGUUCCGGCGCCGGCCGCUCCAGCCCAGUGACAAGUACGAAGUGUCGGUGUCCCCCGACGGGCUGACCCACCGGCUAGUGGUGAGGGGGGCCCGUUUCUCAGACAUGGGUGUCUAUUCGCUGGGCACCGGGUUCCAUGACUCCAGCGCCUGGCUGGUGGUCGAAGCCGGGAAGGACAAAGGUCUUCAGACCACCAGUGCGGACAGCCAGCUGCAAGGGCAAGGGGCCCCGGCCUCAGAAGCAGAGGACUCUGGGACCAUCGGUAGCCAGGGAGGAGAGCGCAGAGAGCAGGAGCCCAUAAGGGGCUCCCUCGAGGGGGCUGAGCUGGCUUCCGGGCUCCAGUGGGUCCCCAGCCCCGACAGGGCUGGCCUGGGCAGGCACGGGUACUCCCCGAUGGAGGAUGAAGGGGCAGACUGGGGCCCUGGGCAGGAAGGAAAGGGCUUUCUAGAAGCAGAGGGAGACAGAGUCACUCCUCCUGGGGAAAAUCAGCCCCACAGAGAGGGAGGUUGGGCCGGAAGCCUUCAAGGGAGGCCCCAUCUGCAGGGAGACGGCCCAGCGUCAGGGUUGGGCCUCGUGGAAAAACAACAGCAAGAUCAUGGCAGAGACAGCGAUGGGGACACAGGCUGGGGGACGGCAGGAGGCUGGGAGGCUGGGUCCAGUGGCCCUCAGGAUGGAGGACUGGGGAGCAGCUGGGAAGGAAAGGAGGUCAGAGAAGACAGUAGAGGUCAACUGGGCAGGCACAGCCAGGACGAGAUGGAGGGAGGGGAUGGGCUGAGCAUGGAAGGGGGGAGGGGAGCAGCAAGGGUAGCGUGGGGCAGUGGGACUGGCCCGGGGGCAGCUGGAAACAGCAGUGGGGCAGGAGGUCCUGGCACCCUGGGGUUUCCUGGAGGAAGAGGUUCUAGCUCCAAGGCGGGCAUGGGCCCUGAAGCCUGGGGUCUGCAGGGAGGCAGAGACGCUGCAGGGGAAGCCAGGGGCUACUGGGGGUCAGGGGAGCAUCCGGGACAGAUAUCUGGGGGCAAGGACUUCCAUGAACCAUCAAUGUCAGGUGGCAGAAAAUUCCUUUUGGAGAGUGGGAGUCCCGAGGCCAGCGCUGGGGACUCACUGCAGGAGGCAGGUGAUGGGGAGCCUGCAGUUAGGGGAAGGGGCUACAAAACCAGCCCUGGAGGCCCAGGAGACCCCAGGUCCUGGAAAGGUGGCUUACAGGAUGCAGAAGGAAGGGCAGCUCCCAGCGGGGGAGGGGGCCCGGGAAGAAGGGAUGGCCAGGGGACAGCUAGUGCCUUGGGCUGGGCAGGGGAAGGCUCCAGAAGCCUCCAGUCCUCCCAGGGCUGGGCACUGGGUCAGGGAGGAGAAGAGGGAGCCAGCAGACCAGAGUCUGAGCGCACAGGUCCUGGGGAUGACACGUGGUCCAGCCCCGGAAAAACUGGAGCCCACCGUGGGCCAGGAGUGCUGGGGUCCAGUGGAGGGGAAGGAGGCACGGGUGGUACCCAGGCAGCUGGGCUGACAGAGUCUGGUCAGGGGGCAGAUGCCGGAAGCCACAGCCCGAUUAGGUCUCCAGGCCUGGGUGGUCAGGGGCCUCGGGGCACACGAGGGGAUACAGAAGGAUUAAGAGGUCCAGGGGUCAUAGGGUCUGAACCAGAUUUCUGGAAUGGGUCAGAGAGCUCCAGAGUAAAAUCACGCAAAGGUGAGAUGGGCUAUGAGGAUGGCUUAGGAGGCCCAGAGAGAAAGGAAUCUUGGCGUGGGGCUGGCUCAGGACAUCCUAGAGGAAUAGGUUAUAGUGACAGCUCAGGGGUGCCUGGAGAGAUGGGGUCUGGUCAUCGUGCUGGGUAUAUAGUUGCCUCUGGGGUACCUGUGGGAACGGAGUCUGAGGAAGGGGGUGCUGGCGGACAUGGCUCGGGGGUUCCUGGGGGAGUGUGGUCUGGAAACAGAGAUGACUCUGGUCCUGCAGGAAGGGGCUCUGGGAGAGGUGCCAGUCUCAGGGAUGGCUCAGGUGGCCCCGACGGAGCCCCCAUGGAUGAAGCCGGGAGUUGGGAUGCUUGCAGAGGCCAGAGGGAAACGGGCCCUGGGGGAGGGCCUCACUGGGAUGGUGACCCAGGGAGUCCUGGGUCAGUGGGGUCUGUGGGGAGAGGUGGUCUCCGGGCCUCCAGAACAGUGGAGACUGUUAGGGAGGGACACAUGGGAGCAGAACCAGGAGGCUCUGGAAGAACAAGGCCUUGGGGUCAGACUGGAGAUUAUGGGGGCUUCAGAGGCUCAGAGGCCCUGGGGGCCUUCGGAGAAGGAGGCUAUGACGAUGGCCCUGGGGGUCCAGGAGCCAUGGACUCAGGGUCUCCGAGGAGAGGGGGAAAGGUGGGUGAUGGGGAUGGGGCCGGGUACCUUGGUGCCAGGGCCUCUGGAGCUGGAACUGGUUAUUGGGAUGGUACCAGCCGCCCCGAGGCACUAGCUCCUCAUGCAGGGGCUGGUUCCGAGAGCCAGUGGGCCUGUGGGGCUGGCAGUGCACUGGGGUCCGGGGCUGGAUCAGAAAUUCCAGAGUCUCAGGGAACUGGGGGCAGAACAUCUUAUGAAACAGGGUCAAGGGGCCUUGGGCCUAGGAGAUCCGGGCCAGGGGGUGAGGCAGGCUUUAGAGGAGGCUCAGGAGGCAUAGGAAGAACCGGAUCAGAAGAUGGGGCAGGUUGUAGGAAUGGUAUUGGGGGUUCUGGGGAAAUGGGGUCAGCAGAUGAUGCAGGUUACAGGAAAGAUUUGGGGGCUCCUGGGGGAAGGGGUUCAGGGAGCCAGGCAGACUAUAGGGAUGGUUUAGGGGGUUCUGGGGGAAUGGACUCAGUAGAUAAGGCUGGUUAUAGGGAAGAUCUGGGGGCUCCUGGGGGAAGGGGUUCAGGGAGAAAGGCAGACUAUAGGGAUGGUUUAGGGGGUUCUGGAAAAAUGGGAUCAGUGGAUAUGGCUGGUUAUAGAGAAGAUUUGGGGGCUCCUGGGGGAAGGGGUUCAGGGAGCCAGGAAGACUAUAGGGAUGGUUUAGGGGGUUCUGGAAAAAUGGGGUCAGUGGAUACAGCUGGUUAUAGGGAAGGUCUGGGGGCUCCUGGGGGAAGGGGUUCAGGGAGCCAGGCAGACUAUAGGGAUGGUUUAGGGGGUUCUGGAAAAAUGGGGUCAGUGGAUAUGGCUGGUUAUAGGGAAGAUCUGGGGGCUCCUGGGGGAAGGGGUUCAGGGAGCCAGGCAGACUAUAGGGAUGGUUUAGGGGGUUCUGGAAAAAUGGGGUCAGCGGAUAUGGCUGGUUAUAGAGAAGAUAUGGGGGCUCCUAGGGGAAGGGGUUCAGGGAGCCAGGCAGACUAUAGGGAUGGUUUAGGGGGCUCUGGAAAAAUGGGGUCAGUGGAUACAGCUGGUUAUAGGGAAGAUUUGGGGGCUCCUGGGGGAAGGGGUUCAGGAAGCCAGGCAGACUAUAGGGAUGGUUUAGGGGGUUCUGGAAAAAUGGGGUCAGUGGAUACAGCUGGUUAUAGGGAAGAUUUGGGGGCUCCUGGGGGAAGGGGUUCAGGAAGCCAGGCAGACUAUAGGGAUGGUUUAGGGGGCUCUGGAAAAAUGGGGUCAGUGGAUACAGCUGGUUAUAGGGAAGAUUUGGGGGCUCCUGGGGGAAGGGGUUCAGGGAGCCAGGCAGACUGUAGGGAUGGCUUAGGGGGUUCUGGAAAAAUGGGGUCAGUGGAUAAGGGUGGUUAUAGGGAAGAUCUGGGGGCUCCUGGGGGAAGGGGUUCAGGGAGAAAGGCAGACUAUAGGGAUGGUUUAGGGGGUUCUGGAAAAAUGGGGUCAGUGGAUAUGGCUGGUUAUAGGGAAGAUUUGGGGGCUCCUGGGGAAAGGGGUUCAGGGAGCCAGGCAGACUAUAGGGACGGUUCAGGGGGUUCUGGAAAAACGGGGUCAGCGGAUAUGGCUGGUUAUAGGGAAGAUUUUGGGGCUCCUGGGGGAAGGGGUUCAGGGAGCCAGGCAGACUAUAGGGAUGGUUUAGGGGGUUCUGGAAAAAUGGGGUCAGUGGAUAAGGGUGGUUAUAGAGAAGAUCUGGGGGCUCCUGGCGGAAGGGGUUCAGGGAGCCAGGAAGACUAUAGGGAUGGUUUAGGGGGUUUUGGAAAAAUGGGGUCAGGGGAUACAGCUGGUUAUAGGGAAGAUCUGGGGGCUCCUGGGGGAAGGGGUUCAGGGAUCCAGGCAGACUAUAGGGAUGGUUUAGGGGGUUCUGGAAAAAUGGGGUCAGUGGGUAUCGCUGGUUAUAGGGAAGGUCUGGGGGCUCCUGGGGGAAGGGGUUCAGGGAGCCAGGCAGACUAUAGGGAUGGUUUAGGGGGCUCUGGAAAAAUGGGGUCAGUGGAUACAGCUGGUUAUAGGGAAGAUUUGGGGGCUCCUGGGGGAAGGGGUUCAGGGAGCCAGGCAGACUAUAGGGAUGGUUUAGGGGGUUCUGGAAAAAUGGGAUCAGCGGAUAUGGCUGGUUAUAGGGAAGAUUUGGGGGCUCCUGGGGGAAGGGGUUCAGGGAGCCAGGCAGACUAUAGGGAUGGUUUAGGGGGUUCUGGAAAAAUGCGAUCAGUGGAUAUGGCUGGUUAUAGGGAAGAUCUGGGGGCUCCUGGGGGAAGGGGUUCAGGGAGCCAGGAAGACUAUAGGGAUGGUUUAGGGGGUUCUGGAAAAAUGGGGUCAGUGGAUAAGGGUGGUUAUAGAGAAGAUCUGGGGGCUCCUGGGGGAAGGGGUUCAGGGAGCCAGGCAGACUAUAGGGAUGGUUUAGGAGGUUCUGGGGAAAUGGGGUCAGUGGAUAAGGCAGGUUGUAGGCAUGUUUUAGGGGGUUCUGGGAGGAUUCCAUUAGGGAGUGAGGCAGGUUAUGGGGAAGCUUUGGGGGGAACUGCAGGAACGGGGUCAGGGAGUGAGGUCAGCUAUAGGGGAGGCUCAGGAGGGCCUCAGGAAAUGGGGCCAGAGGGCGAAAUGGGCUGUGGAGAUGGUUCGGGGCAGUUUGGGGUACCAGGCUCACUGGCUGGAGCAGGACAUGAGGCUGGACCCAGAGGCCACAAAGCUACAAAGCACGGGUCAAGAUAUCGGGUAGCAUCAGAAGGUGGCAUGAGCUCCCAGGAUGGUCCAGAGAGGGCCAGAGGAAAGGGGCUUGUUGAUGGGGCUGGCCCUGGAUUGGGCUCUGGGACGGCUGGCAUGCUGGGCCCUGGAGAUGGCACAGCACACAGGGACAGCCCUAGGGCCCCAGGGAUGCCAGAGACCCAAGGAGGGCCACAGACUCUUCCAGGUGGGUGGGGGUCCACCGAUGGUCUUAGGGGCGAUGGAACCUCAGGGAUCCCUGAGGCCUUGGAGGCUGUUGGUUCCAAGGGAAAAUCAGAUAGUGAAGAGUGGCAAGAUGGUUCUGGGAUUCCAGGGUCUUCUAGGGACAGAGGGGCUGCCAGGGGGAAGGGCAGGUCUGCAGACCAGGCAGGGAAUAGAGGGGGUUCUGGAUUUCUUGGUGGUAAGGGGGCAGCCGCAGGUGAGAGCUGGGUGGGAGGGGGUGUUUUGGAGUUGAGACCUGAACGGGACUUCUGGACACCAGGCCCAGGAAUAGCAGACAGGGGCAGAGUUUCUGGCCAGGGUGGAUUGGCACCUCAGGGAGGUGGGGACUCCCUGCUGGGAGACGGGAGGACGGGAGCAGGUUCAGGGAGCUCAGCAGGGGCAGGCCAGGUCCUGGACAGCGGCUCCACGCCCAGGGGAAGCGGCAAGUCAGUGCCAGGGCCUGCUGGUGGGCGAGGGGAGAGCAACGCUUGGGCCCCAGGCUGGGAAGACCAGGCGUUUGGCCAAGGCAGCGCAGGGGCUGGAGGCCAACCCUCAGGCUCCAGGGCUUCCGGGUCUCUGCAGGAGAAAGGUGCCACUUUCAGUGGGACCCAGGAAGGGCCAGGGGGCUUUAAAGGCAGGGAGGGUCCACCAGGCCAAGAGGCAGCUGGAGAAGGUCAAGGCCCAUGGGCCCUGGAUAGCAAAGGUUCAGGCCCGGGGAGGGGCAGGUCUGGUGGUGCAGAGGACUCAGCUGUCCUGGGCAAGGGGAAUUCCACUGAGUGGGGGGAUGGCCUCACCCCGAAACCUGGGGGGCCAGGACCUCGGGGAGCCUGGAAUGGCUUGGAUGGUCCCUUUGGCAGGAAAGGCUCUGGAGACAGUUCAGGAGCGGCCCAGGGCCUGAGCUCUCAGCUGGGCAAAGGACAGAGAGGAGGAAGGGGGUCCCUUGGGGAGCAAGGGUUGCUGCAGGCUGAGAAUGGCAAGGCCCAAGGUCCCAGGGCCCUGAAGGAGAAUGAGGGGUGGGGAAUGGAAGAGUCUGGCAGGUCAGACAGGAGGCCUGGGCCACCCAGGAGCAGCUCUCAAACACAGUCAGGGGCUGAGGUUGGAACAGCCAAGAGAGGCAGCGUGGACGAGGCCAGAGGCCUGGGGCAGCCUCCUGCGGGGGCGACCCGAGGGUGCCUGGGGGAACCUCCUCGUGAAGACUGGAGCCGGGAGUCCCCAGGUCAUCUUGGCAGCAGGAGAGGUGGCAAAGAGGGCAGGCUGGACGUCCACGGCAAGGGCAGAGACGCCACCCAGAGUCCCACCUCCAGAUACAAGCCCGGCACUGGCAGUUUCUCCACGGAGGCCCGAGGCCCCACGGGCCACUUCUCCCAGCGCCUGGCUGACACGGAGGUGCAGCGGGGGGAGACCGCCACGCUGUCCUGCACCCUCACCAGCGACCUGGGACCUGGCGCCUGGUUUAAGGAUGGAGUCAAGCUCACCACCCAGGAUGGAGUCGUCUUUGAGCAAGAAGGUCUCGUGCACAGACUCCUCAUUGCCCACGUGCAGGGGACCCAGGCCGGGAGGUACACCUUUGUCGCCGGCAACCGGCAGAGCGAGGCCACCCUGACGGUCCAUGAUCCGCCCACCAUUGCCCCAGGCGCCAUGGAGACGCUGAGAGAGCCCCUGGUGGUCAAGGCUGGGAAGCCGGUGACAGUGAAGGUCCCCUUCCAGAGCUGCCUCCCCGUUCAGGCUGCCUGGAGCAAGGACGGGGCCGAGCUGGUGGGCAGCGGCAGCAGGGGUCCCCAGGUGGCCCUGGGGGACGGCUACACGCGGCUGUGCCUCCCCAGCGCCGGCAGGAAGGACUGUGGCCAGUACAGCGUGACCCUGAGGAGCGAGGGAGGCUCCGUGCAGGCCGAGCUCACCCUGCAAGUCAUAGACAAGCCUGAGCCCCCGCAGGGGCCCCUGGAGGCGCAGGAUGGCCACGGGGCUGGUGUCUGCCUCCGCUGGCGGCCCCCGAGGGACGACGGGGGCCGGGCCGUGGAGCGCUACGUGGUGGAGAGGCGACAGGCCGGCAGGAGCACCUGGCUGAAGGUGGGCGAGGCCCCGGCGGACGCCCCUGCCUUCACUGACGCCCACGUGGAGCCAGGCGGGAAGUACGCCUUCCGCGUGCGGGCGGUGACCUCGGAGGGGGCCGGCGAGGCCCUGGAGUCCGAGGAGGUGCUGGUGGCUCCUGAGGCUCUCCCCGGGGCCCCUUCUGCCCCGGCCGUCCUGUCGGCCUCCAGCCGGGGCAUCACACUGUCAUGGACGGCACCGCGGGGCCCUGGCAGUGCCCACAUCCUGGGCUACCUGAUUGAGAAGCGCAAGAAGGGCAGCAACACCUGGACGGCGGUGAACGACCGGCCCGUGCCUGAGAGGAGGUGGACGGUGGCAGACCUGCGGCAGGGCUGUCAGUAUGAGUUCCGGGUGACGGCUGUGGCUCCCUCGGGCCCUGGAGAGCCUGGGCCCCCUUCGGACGCCGUGUUUGCCCGGGACCCCAUGAGACCUCCCGGGCCCGUGCGGAAUCUCCAAGUCACAGACACGUCGAGCACCAGCAUCACCCUGAGCUGGGCCGGACCGGACACCCAGGAUGGGGACGAAGCCCAGGGCUAUGUGGUGGAGCUGUGCAGCGCAGACAGUCUCCAGUGGAGCCCGUGCCACACGGGCACCGUGCCAGCCACCACCUACACGGCCAAGGGGCUUCGGCCCCAAGAAGGCUACUUCGUGCGAGUGACAGCAGUUAAUGAAGGAGGCCACGGCUGGCCCACUGCCCUGGACACGCUAGUGCACGCGAUGCCCGCUACUGUCUGUCCCAGGUUCCUCGUGGACUCCCGCACAAAGGACUCGCUGUUGGUCAAGGCUGGGGACACCGUCAGCGUGCCUGUCUCCUUUGAAGCUGCCCCCAUGCCCAAGGUGACCUGGCUGAAGGAUGGCUUGCCCUUGCCCAAAAGAAGCGUGACCACCACCAAGGAUGGCCUUACACAGCUUCUGAUUCCUGUGGCCAGCCUCUCUGACAGUGGCCUCUACACCGUGGUGCUGAGGAGCCCUCAGGGGAAGGAGGCUGCCCACAGCUUCCGCAUCAGGGUGGCAGCAUGUCCGCAGCCGCCUGGGCCCAUCCGCCUGCAGGAGAACGUGCCCGGGACGGUGACGGCCGAGUGGGAGCCCUCUCCGGACGAGGCCCGGGGCGUCCCGCUGCACUACGUGGUGCAGACGCGCUCCUCGGCCAACGGCCCCUGGCGCGAGGCAGCGGGCCGCGUCCACACCAACCGCUUCACCCUCCUGGGCGUCCUCCCCGGCCAUGAGUACCACUUCCGGGUGGUGGCCAAGAAUGAGCUGGGAGCCAGCAGCCCCUCGGACACCAGCCAGCCCUGGUGCAUCCCCCGGCAGCGCGACAGGUUCACCGUGAAGGCUCCACGCCACCGGGAGCCCGACCUGAGCCAGAAGCCCCGGUUCCUGGUGGGGCUGCGGGCCCACCUGCUGCCCCAGGGCUGCGAGUGCCGCAUGAGCUGCGCCGUGCAGGGCUCGCCCCGGCCCCGCGUCACCUGGUUCAAGAAUGACCAGAGCCUGGAAGGCAGCCCUGCAGCGUACAGUACCGACUUGCUGGGCGUGUGUUCCCUCGUCAUCCCCUGCGUCUCCCCCGAGGACAGCGGCGAGUACAAGGCGGUGGCGGAGAACACGCUGGGCCAGGCUGUCAGCACCGCCACCCUCAUUGUCAUAGAACCCAGCUCCUAGCCCUAACUCGCCCUGGGGUGGCCCCAGGUCCCCGAAGCUUCACUCCUGAGACCCACGCUGGCCCCAGGAGCCAGGCCCCAAGGAUGGGGGCCAGGCCUGGAGCCCCAGGAACACGGGCGUGACGAGGCUGCUGGGGACGUUUGGCCAGGAGGACACGGAAAGAAAACCGGUGGGGUGGGGGGCAUUAAGUCUCCCAGCCCCAAGCUAAGUCACUGAGCAGGAUGACAGUGAGACUUGGGGACCCUCACCUGUUGGCUUCUUUCUUCUCCACUCCAGGAGAUCCAGAGAACACCUGCUUACAGGGUGGGGCCCUUGAAGGGGAGGUGGGAACAGCUGAGCCAGCUGUGCCCACAGGGAGGGAAGAGGAAAGGGGGUCAGAGGACCUGGGUGAGGACUAGGGCAUCGGGGCAUGUGUGUGUGUGUGGCAGGGUGUGCUUUCUGUACUUUUCUUCAUUAAAGCAUUACGCUAAUACA